GAGAAAUUAAAACGAACGUGGCGAUGAUGAACGAAGAGAGUUGUCUCUCUCCUCUGGCCUUCCAGAUUUCAAUGCUUUCAAUAUUUUUUUUCACACUUCCUUCCCAUCUUGUGGAGCACAGCAACACAACACAAAGAGGUUGACACAGACGCUUAGAGCGAGAACCUGAUAAUUUUUUAGAGAGAGAGGGGAAAAAGCCAAAAUCUCUCUUUCAGAGCCAGAGGAAAAUGGGGUUGAUCUCGGGGAUAUUGUUGGGAAUGAUAUUCGGGAUCGCGUUGAUGGCAGGAUGGAGGCAUAUGAUGAGGUACCGAAGCACCAAGAGAGUUGCCAAGGCAGUUGAUAUAAAACUACUUGGCUCCCUCAGUAGAGAAGAUCUGAAGAAAAUAUGCGGCGAUAACUUUCCUGAAUGGAUAUCUUUCCCUGCCUUUGAACAGGUGAAAUGGCUGAACAAACUACUUAGCAAAUUGUGGCCUUUCGUUGCCGAUGCAGCAACGCUUAUCAUAAGAGAAUCGGUUGAACCACUGUUGGAAGAAUAUCGUCCUCCUGGAAUUACUUCAUUAAAGUUCAGCAAAUUAUCACUUGGAAAUGUGCCACCCAAGAUUGAAGGAAUUCGUGUUCAAAGUCUAAACAAGGGACAGGUAAUUAUGGAUAUUGAUUUUCGAUGGGGUGGUGAUCCGAGCAUCAUUUUAGGCGUUGAAGCUGCACUCGUUGCUUCAAUUCCCAUUCAGUUAAAGGAUCUUCAAGUGUUCACUGUUAUCCGUGUUAUCUUCCAACUUGCUGAAGAAAUACCUUGUAUCUCUGCCGUUGUUGUUGCACUUCUUUCUGAGCCAAAGCCUAGAAUUGACUAUACGCUGAAGGCUGUUGGUGGAAGCUUAACGGCAAUUCCUGGAAUUUCAGAUAUGAUUGAUGACACUGUGGAAUCAAUUGUCACAGAUAUGCUCCAGUGGCCCCACAGGAUUGUUGUUCCAAUUGGUGGUACACCCGUCGAUCUUAGUGAAUUGGAACAUAAACCACAGGGCAAGCUUACUGUGACAGUGGUGAAGGCGAAUGAUCUAAAGAACAUGGAAAUGAUUGGGAAAUCUGAUCCUUAUGUGGUUUUGUUCAUUCGGCCUCUAUACAAAGUCAAGACACGUGUGGUAGAGAACAACCUGAACCCUGUUUGGAAUCAAUCUUUUGAGUUGAUUGCCGAAGACAAGGAGACACAGUCGCUUACGUUGGAGGUAUUCGAUAAAGACAUCGGACAAGAUAAAAGGUUAGGAAUAGCGAAGUUACCUUUAAUCAACUUGGAAGAAGAGGUUGAGAAAGAGGUUGAUUUGAGGCUGCUACCAUCACUUGAUAUGAUGAAAAUAAAAGACAAGAAGGAUAGAGGAACUGUGACAGUUAAGGUCUUCUACCAUCAUUUUAACAAGGAGGAGCAGUUGGCUGCUCUAGAAGAAGAGAAGAGGAUCCUAGAAGAAAGAAAGAAACUGAAAGAAGCAGGAGUCAUAGGGAGCACAAUGGAUGCACUUGAUGGAGCUGCAUCACUGGUUGGGUCUGGUGUUGGGAUGGUGGGAAGCGGUGUUGGUGCUGGCCUUGGCGUUGUUGGCAGUGGCCUAACUAAAGCGGGAAGAUUCAUGGGCAGGACCAUUACUGGGCAAUCUAGCAAGAGAAGUGGCUCCACAACUCCAGUCAAUAGUGUGCAAGAAAAUGGUGGGCCAAAGCCACUGUAAAUUAGCUCCUCCUGAAAAGUAUGUGAAUUUGGCCUUUGGGUUGUGCAGUAUGUUGGCCUUUAGCACGGAUGAUCCUCCCCUUUCGAUCCUUUAGCACGGAUGAUCCUGCUUUCGAUAAUAGAGGCAGGAUGGGCUUCGGACACAGAUCAAAAAGAGAAGUAGAGCGUUCUUAGUAAAGGCUGGGCCGAGUCUUUUCCUAGCUCGCAACACUCCUACUAUAUGUGAAUUUCAAUAAGGAUUGAAAUAGAAUUCAUGCCCUUUCGCCUAUAGAUAUGAAUUGCAUAUUGAGUGAAGAAAGAUAUUCAAUCAAGCAAGACAUCUUUUUUUUUCUUCAAUAAGAGUUAAACGCACGGCUAC
Molecule: messenger RNA, 2066 nt
Organism: Tripterygium wilfordii
Lineage: Eukaryota; Viridiplantae; Streptophyta; Magnoliopsida; Celastrales; Celastraceae
Product: synaptotagmin-4-like
Exons: 12
Coding region: 228-1709 (493 amino acids)
Cellular component (GO): endoplasmic reticulum
Molecular function (GO): lipid binding
Source: RefSeq, a predicted model, not a curated record